Adineta steineri is the source of this 240-nucleotide messenger RNA. The record is from the annotation of a GenBank genome assembly. Lineage: Eukaryota; Metazoa; Rotifera; Eurotatoria; Adinetida; Adinetidae.
AUGGCAAAAAUCAUUUGUAUUUCGGCUGUUAUAUUGGUAAUCUUAGCUUUGGAUAUUCAACAGGCUUCAUCAUCAGGAGGUGGCGAUAUGUUAUUCUUCAGACCAGAUUUUGCAUCAACGUUUCUCGGAGAUUGUAGAGAACAACGACAUGCUCAUAUCUCACAUAAAACAGAUGACGUAGGUGAAUUAAAUUUUAGCGAAGAUUACAAAGAGUUGGCGUGCGGUAAGACCGGUGAUUAA